AUGCCUCCAAGAGAGCUCUGCCGAGGCAAACAGGCCCUGCGGCUGCAAGGGGCAGCAGAAGUGCAUAUUGAAGCAACUGCAGCAGCUGCUGAUAGUGUGUACAUUACGUGCUUGCUGUUCUGCAAUGAAGACCUAUGUCCAGAGGAGGCUGCUGCUGCGGCUGCUGGCAGCAGCCUGCUACACCUCCUCGCAGAAUGCUGCGGCAGCAGCAAGGCAACGGAGGCUGCACUGAAAGCUGCUGCCCUGCGGCAGCAAGUCGACGCAAAGGCAAAAAGGCAGGGCUUCGAGGGCUGGACGCCUCUCCACAUUUCCUGUCUCCGGGGAAAGCAACGGAUGGCUCGGAUUCUGCUGCAAGCAGGGGCAGAUGCUUCUAUAGUGACAGGCGCAUUUGAUGCAUCGUCUCCUUUCCUCAAGGCUGCAGCAACCGGUGCUGUGUGUAGCAUGCUGCGCAUAGAUACAAGCGCGUUAUUGGAACAGAGCAAAACCAACGCUCAACCUGUGCUACAACUCCAGGAGCCGGAGCAGCAGGAAGACAGCCUCAUUCCCCCUUCUGGGAAGGAUUCCGGUCUCUUGCCUAUCCACUUGAGUUGCUUCGGGGCGCACCGAGGUCUAACACGCUUGCUGCUUCAUGUUGGGAGUCGCAUUGACGCUCUGACUGGACGGCUGCGAUGGACUCCUUUGCACUUCGCGACUGCCAGUGGCUCGGUGGCAUUAGACUUGGAAACUGUAAAGGUUCUGCUGGCCUUUGGCGCAAAUCCCCUCAAAUCAGUCCGAUUUGCUGGGAUGCGAGCAGCUUGUCUGGGGGAACUGGCUGCACAGGCAGAGGAGCAAGAAGAGCAGGUCACUCCUCUCCACAUCGCCGUAUUGGGAGAACAAUUGCUACGAUUUGCAGGUGGCUGCGGGCAACCUCCAGUUGAAGUCCUCGACAUGUUGGAAGGGGCUCGGCGCCAGGCCGGCAAGGUGCGCGCUCCAUCAACUGUUUUACUUGCGGGAACCGAAGAUGGAGCGAAAGGAGGCAGGUGGAGUUCAGCGGCUUUAGCAGUGGCUCUGGCAACAAGUGCUGCGUGCUCAGGGGAUACGAUCGGGAGACGAAGAAUAAUAUGCGCAGCACUCAUUGGCUUCGCUGCUGCAGAAGCCCCGGCGGAAAUCGCAGCGGAGGCGUGCGGUCUGGAAAGGCUGUUGGCAGUUACCGAUGAGCCGCUUGCCCUCAGAAUCAUAGAGGAAUUGUCGCAAAUUUGCUUAUACCAUCCAGAGAGUCAACGAGUGGAAGAGGGGAAGACGCAACAUCUUCGCGUGCACGGAGCCUCUGUAGAGCAGCUGAGGGAUCUGUUUUCAGUCAUUUCCAGCAGAUUCCUGCAGCACGCCGUGUUGCGCAACUUUUCAGGAGUCGUCCGCCGAUUGCUGCAACUUGGAGUUUAUGAGCAAAACGCAGCAGAAAAAGCACUUCAUAUAGCGGCGAGUUUGGGGUAUGCACGAAUAUGUCAACUGCUGGUAGACGCGGGAAUUGAAGCAGUUUCUGGGCCAAGUACAGAUAAGGGGCCUUUCGAACUGCUGGCCAAGGCGCUGCAGCAGCAGCAGAAGCAUUCGCUGCUGCAGCAGCAGCACGACAUCCUGGAGGCUGCUGCUGCUGCUGCGUCUAUUACACCCCUAGCAGCUGGCACAAUCGGAGAAUGA
Molecule: messenger RNA, 1674 nt
Organism: Eimeria maxima
Lineage: Eukaryota; Apicomplexa; Conoidasida; Eucoccidiorida; Eimeriidae
Exons: 12
Coding region: 1-1674 (557 amino acids)
Molecular function (GO): protein binding
Source: RefSeq, a predicted model, not a curated record